GCGGCGCUGAGGGGGGGAAAAAAAAAUCAAAACAAGCAAAAAAAAAAAGAGAAAAAAAUGAAAAACGUUUUUCACAGGAAGCAACAGCGAGGAAUGGGUCAAUCAACAGGUGCUCGGUUCUCAUCAACUUUUACUGACUUUCCACACAGACAGGAAGCUGCCGUGUUUUCCUCUUACGCUCAUUCUUAACUGAAAGAGGAAGUUUCCUCUCCCCCAUCUGGGUGCGAUCACGCACCGCGUCUCCAGUCCCGUGCUUGAGCGGCGAGCAGCGGGGUCCUCUCCGCCAUGGACGUCUACCAAGAGGCGCUGAGCUACCUGGAGUCCCACCAUGCGGCAGCUGCUUCCUCGUCGUUGCUGAUUGUUUGUGUUUAUUCCGCUGUGGGGACAGGAGGAGAGGCCCUGGAGGAUGUUUUCCAUGAGGAGGCGGUCUCCUGCUUCCUCUCCCCUCUCAGCUCUGAGAGCAUAGACUUCCCCGACACCCUGACAUGGCUCACCAUCUGCCCUCGCCCAGCCCUGGGAGCUGGAGCACCGGCCUGUUCGACUGCCACAAAGACACCAGCGGCUGUUUGUUCGGGUUGUUCUGUUUCCCCUGCAUGCAGUGUCAGACUGCCAAAGAGUACGGAUGGUGCUGCCUCAUGCCGCUCCUGGACAACUACGGCGUGGUGACUUGUAUACUCCGCUCCAACAUCAGAGAACGCUACAACAUUCCUGGCUCAGGCUUCGACGACUGCUUAAAAGUAGUGUUCUGCUACGGCUGCGUGUGGUGCCAGAUGAAUCGAGAGCUGAAGAUCAGGGGCAGCAAUCAGUCGGGCGACAACGUGGUCACCGCUCAAGUGGGCAGAGAUUAACGUUCCGCCGACUCAGAGGUGGCGUGUUGAGUUUGUCUGAAAUGUUCUGCAAACACUUCAGGUGGACCGCAGUCAUAAUUACAGGAAAAACCAACGCAGUUUAAAACGUGUGUUAGUUUAGUGCUUUUCUGCUCGUUGUGGUCCAACAUUUCCUUUUGCUACUUUUCUAAGGUUUUAGAAUUAUAAAGCGAUUGACUCUUACUGGCAUGUUUAGCAGCCUGUGUUAUAUCAACAAGGCUGACGUUUCUGACUUUUGUUCCUCAAUAAAAUACUUUUUGCAACUCUUCACCCUUACUUAAUUGUGUAUAUCUGAAUCUGUGCUGUGAUACUUAGACUGUGAUACAUCUGCCAACACGUAUGGUGAAUCUGAUUAACCUGAAAAAAAAAAAGUUCGGUUCCUCAGGAGUGCUUUUCUUGAUAUUUGCUUAUUUGCAUCCUUUGGUGAAGCCACAAUUGUUGUGUUUCUAUGGAUACAGCUCAAAACGUCAGGGGUUUUACAGUAUGUUUUUUUUAAUCACUCAGAUUUAUCACACAAAAAUAUUUCAAGUCUAAUUCCUGGCAUUUUAAUGAUUAUUUCUCACUAAUAAAGAAAACCAAAAUGUAUUGUCUUGAAUGUUACAGAAGGUCAAUAAAAGUAAGAUCAUUUA
Messenger RNA from Xiphophorus hellerii (green swordtail), 1495 nucleotides. Its product is annotated as cornifelin homolog B-like. The transcript is spliced from 5 exons. NCBI's taxonomy places the organism in Eukaryota, Metazoa, Chordata, Actinopteri, Cyprinodontiformes, Poeciliidae. Bases 486 to 848 code for a protein of 120 amino acids. The record is from RefSeq and is a predicted model, not a curated record.